AUGGAGUCCGUCAAGCACACAUCAGCAUGGACGCUGCUAUACCCCCUCGCCCCAUCCCGGCUCAUCGCUCAUGCGCCGCACAUGCCGCGCCGCCUUGGCCCACUACUGCGCCAACCAUCCUCAGAGAAGAAGCGGUUUGGGGUUGGUUUUCUGCAAGAGGCAGUCAUUCUUACCAGCUGCCGUGUGACACCUCCCACCCCUCGUUGCACCCUUGCCCACACACACACACACAUACACACCCACUGUUCGCUCUCUACCUUCCCCCCUCCCCCGCAUCUUCGCUUAUACGACUCCCUCUCCCAUUCCCCUACUGCCUUACCACAAACACACUGCAGGGCGCACACCACCUCCUCACCGGAGCCCCAGCGGGGCCCUGGCGUGAUACUGUCGAGGAGAGGGAAAAGGGAAGGGCAGGAAGCAACCUCCCCCUUACACAUCAUCAUGAUCAGCCUGGAUGCCUACGCGCGGUACGUUUACCAGUACUCCUCGCCAUCCACAACAGAGCAUCUGCAGCGGACCGUCUGGGGUCCGCUUGGCCUCUGCUCUGGCGCAUCCGCCUCCACCAAAUCCAUCUCCGGUGCGCAGCCAUGCUGGAGAGACGCAUCCAUAUCGCACGAGGUGCUGUACGCCGUUCCACCCAUCACAACAAACCUGCGGUGUGUCGGCAAUCGCAUCGAGGCCCAGCUCACUGAUCGUCUUGAAGCACUCCCGCUCUCGGCGCCGGCGGUAACCACCACCACUCCAGCUGCAGCGACUUUGGCCUCCCGCUUCGCACCUCCAUCGCGCCUCGUUUCCAUUGGUCUGCCGUAUUGCUUGUGCGUGAAGCCGCAGGCAGGGCAUCUCACGCCGUGGCCACCCAUUCACACCUCAAGCAUCUCCUCUUCGAUGACAGGCACAUCAGACUCAGAAACGAGUCGUAAGCAGCCGAGUAGAAGACCCCUCGUGGUGGUGGUAGAUGCGGGGGCGGCAGAGGCAGUGCUGCGGGGAAGCGACCUCUAUGCGCCGGGUAUCGUGACAGCCUCCCGCCCUUUCCGCGCCGGAGAGCGCGCGGUCGUGGCCUUCUACGUCAAGCGUGUUGCAGGCACAACAGACGGGGAGCUGAAUGAAAAUGCAGAAGCGCCGCGUUAUCUCACCUGCGCGCUCCCCACCGGGGCCACACUCCCGGCCGCGCAGUUUGAGCCCCUCAGUACGGACUUCGAUUACCAAGACGAGCACCAGCAGGUCAAUAGGCUGGCUGGCCGCUCUACCUUUCUCGUGUGCAUCGGCAGUGGUGUGAUGUGCAUGGAGUGGAAGUGUAUCAUGAGCCGGUCGGCACAUGGCACCGCACUGCGGACGGAGUGGACACCACAGGGGCAACCCUCUCGCACCACUCUGCGUGCUCUGCUCGGAAUCACGAAGGACACGGAAGACAGCCAUGAGCACAGCGGCACACCAAUACUCCAACCACAACCACAAGGCGUAGAGAAGGGAGGUAAAGAGGCAGAAGAUGUGUUCUUCCUGCAAAACUACUCUAGCAUGGUGCCGGUGGCACUCCUGGUAGACCAUCUCUCGCCAGUCUCCCUCCGUCGUGCGUGGACGCACAGCAACAACGCGGCCCAGGGCCACUCGCCCACAUUCUGCACUCUUCUCGACGCCUGCGCCGCGCCGGGGGGCAAGACGAGUCUGCUGCUGUCAUUGCUGCGGGAGCGCGCCGAGCAGGAGAGGACGGCGAUGGCAGAGACAGCAACCCCUCCUCCACUCCACAUAGAGCCGUUUCAGGUGGUCUGCUGCGAGCGUAGCCGACCUCGCCAAGAGCAGCUGAUGAGCCUCCUUCACCGCCACUUCGCAGCCGAUGUUCCAUACGUAACGCGCGUGCUGAAGUCUCACUGUGUUGACACGAACACGUUCCUCAAGCGCAAACUCACCGAGGCAGCUGGAAGCAGCAGCGGCGGCAUCGCAUCACACACGGACACCUUCGAUGCGGUCUUACUAGACCCGCCGUGCACGGGCAUGGGUCUGCGGCCAAAGCUAAUGCCCCACAUGCAGUCCGCUGCCUCCAUCCAACGGUCAGCUGACUACCAGCGCAAGCUGUUCGACUCCUGCAUCCGUCAUAUCCGCGGCUCGCCAACGUCGCCUGGAGUACUCGUGUACAGCACCUGCACCACCACGCUGGAGGAGAAUGAAGCAAACGUUUUGCACUUCCUCCGCACCUACCCCUCUGUGCGUCUUGCCCGUGCCAAGACAGCGGCCCACCGGGCGCUGUGCGACCUCUCCGCUGUUCGUAGCUACGGUUCUCAGCAGGAUGCCGACGAGUGUCACGGCCCCACUUCGACGUGCUUUUGCCUCUUGCGAGACGAGAUUAUGGAUGUGCAGAUGGCCAAGGAGCGAGUAGCUGCGGCGGAAGGGCCGCCAUCGUCGUCUCCAGCGACGGAUCCGCUGUUGUUGCUGCGUUUCAUGCCUCGGCCACUCGAUGCGUACGAUGACACAUCUGAAGACGGCGUGGGCUUCUUCGUCGCUGUGUUUCUCUAUUGCGGCUACACGGACGCGUAA
Leishmania braziliensis MHOM/BR/75/M2904 is the source of this 2529-nucleotide messenger RNA. RefSeq lists its product as hypothetical. The transcript has a single exon. NCBI's taxonomy places the organism in Eukaryota, Euglenozoa, Kinetoplastea, Trypanosomatida, Trypanosomatidae. Gene Ontology annotation, cellular component: nucleolus. Bases 1 to 2529 code for a protein of 842 amino acids. Gene Ontology annotation, biological process: rRNA base methylation; maturation of LSU-rRNA. Gene Ontology annotation, molecular function: RNA binding; rRNA (cytosine-C5-)-methyltransferase activity. The record is from RefSeq and is a predicted model, not a curated record.